This is a messenger RNA of Penicillium hordei, 1812 nucleotides long. RefSeq names its product BCS1 and AAA domain-containing protein. Gene Ontology annotation, molecular function: ATP hydrolysis activity; ATP binding. Gene Ontology annotation, biological process: mitochondrial respiratory chain complex III assembly; protein insertion into mitochondrial inner membrane from matrix. The record is from RefSeq and is a predicted model, not a curated record. Lineage: Eukaryota; Fungi; Ascomycota; Eurotiomycetes; Eurotiales; Aspergillaceae. The transcript has a single exon. Gene Ontology annotation, cellular component: mitochondrial inner membrane. The coding region runs from base 1 to 1812 and encodes 603 amino acids.
AUGGAUGCCAACCAAACCAUCCCCACCUCAACCGGCCCGCUGUCCACGACGGACACGGCCAUGUUGGAGGUCUUAGUCCCCGGCUAUGGUUUCAUCUCACGCAUAUUGAUGUCCUACCUUGAUUUUGAUGUCAGCGCCUACCUGCAAAUCCUAGUCAGCAUUGCUGUCUUUGGCGCAACUGCUCGAUACACUUUCUUUGUCAUUUGGGCGCACUUCAAUGAGUUUUUCGUGUCAAAAGCCGAGAUUCGCCUGGAUGACGAGAUAUUCCAUUAUCUAAUGUUCUGGAUCUCCCGCCAGCCGCAUAUGAAAAAUACAAAUCGAUUCGUCGCAGGUCUCAAAACCAACAGUUACUGGAGCCAAGAUGAAACAGACGAGGAGGACCUCGAACAAGACGAGGACGACGACGAAGAGACCUUUAACGAUGAAAAAAACGCCUCUUUCGAUUCGUACUGGGCCAAGGUUACCACCCGGGACAAGUAUAAGAAGAUGCAAUUUACUCCCUCGGAAGGCUCCCAUUACUUCUGGUACAAGAACCGUCCGCUCAUGCUCGAACGCGAACACCGGGACGGGGGGAUGUGGUAUGUAAUGAACAACGAGCGGAUCUUCCUCUCGUGUCUCGGUCGGAAUCCCGCGAUUUUGAAAACAUUGCUAGCCGAGGCACAGCAGGCGUAUGUCGAGCGCGACAGGAACCGCACGGUAAUCUACCGCGGUUCACGGAUUGGCGCUGGCCAACCUUUCAACUGGUAUCGUUGUAUGGCACGCUUACCGCGUCCUCUUUCUACCGUUAUUCUUGACCAAGAACAAAAGCAAGACUUCCUUGAUGAUAUCAAGGAGUACUUGCACCCUCGCACGCGCCGCUGGUACACCAACCGUGGAAUCCCGUAUCGACGCGGAUACCUUCUACACGGUCCUCCGGGAACUGGAAAGACAAGUCUGUGCUUUGCAGCGGCUGGAAUCCUUGGAUUGAAGCUCUACUUACUUGAUUUGAAUUCCACGGCCUUGGACGAGGAGGCUCUGUCGUUACUGUUCUCGGAGCUACCACGCCGAUGCAUUAUCCUACUCGAAGAUAUCGACUCAGCAGGUAUUACGAAGGCUCGGACCGCCGCAGCUGCAUCUACGUCUACUUCGGAUAAUCCCGUGAAUGAUGCCACCGCCAAGGAUGCCACCGCGGCAGCGGAUAGUACAGGCGCAAAAGAAAAUACGAAGAAAGGUGGAAUCACGCUUUCAGGACUUCUGAAUGUGAUUGAUGGUGUUGCCGCCAGUGAGGGCCGCAUCCUCAUUAUGACUACCAACCACGUGGAAAAGCUGGACCCAGCUCUCCUCCGCCCUGGCCGUGUGGAUAUGAAGAUCAGUUUCGGGUACACCAGCGAAGCAGAUAUCAAGGAGCUUUUCACCUCGAUCUACGGGGCGAAGGACAACGAUAUUGCGCGUCGCGGGGCUCCAGCAAUCCACAGCAAUGGUACCAAUGGUUCAGUCAAGUUGCCCACAACUACCAUUGUUGGUAAUGUUAAGACAAACGGCAAGAGUGUUCAAAAUUCCGAGGAGAGUAAUGGGAAAGUGGAAAAUGGUACAGAGGAAAACCUGCAGCGUCUUGUAUCCCUCCGAUCCCGCCUCCCCGACUUGGCGUCUGAGUUUGGUGCUGUUGUUCCGAGUGGCGAGUUUACUGCUGCGGAGAUCCAGGGAUAUCUUCUCAAUCAUAAAGAGACACCCGAGCUAGCCAUUAAGGGUGUAGCAGAGUGGGUGCAAACGACGCGGGAGAAGAAACGUGCUACUGAGCGAGAGGCGGAGGGAGAAGGAAAGGAUGAAGCUUAG